Zea mays is the source of this 1231-nucleotide messenger RNA. It is a transcript of the gene opr6, whose product is annotated as 12-oxophytodienoate reductase6. Gene Ontology annotation, molecular function: FMN binding; oxidoreductase activity. Lineage: Eukaryota; Viridiplantae; Streptophyta; Magnoliopsida; Poales; Poaceae. The record is from RefSeq and is marked provisional.
CAUCUGUUUAGCCAAGCUGUGGCCAACCUCUGCGAGGAAUGGAGAUGGAGUCGACUCCUCUCUUGACACCAUACAAGAUGGGCGAUUUCAACCUGGCACACAGGGUUGUGCUGGCGCCGCUGACGAGGUGCCGGGCGUUCGGGAACGUGCCGCAGCCGGAGCACAUGGCUCUCUACUACCGCCAGCGGGCGACGCCCGGCGGCUUCCUCAUCGCCGAGGCCUGCGCCGUGUCGGAGAGCGCGCGCGGGUACCCGGACGUUCCGGGGCUGUGGACCCACCAACAGGUCGAGGCCUGGAAGCCGAUCGUCGACGCCGUCCACGCCAGCGGUGCCGUCUUCUUCGCCCAGCUCUGGCACACCGGCCGGGCCUCCCCCUCAGAAUUCCAACCAAAUGGGCAGGCACCGAUCUCUAGCACGGACAAGCAAAUCCCAGCACAGGUGAACCAUUCCGGUGACGUCAACACGUUCGCGGUGCCUCGGAGACUAGAGACAGAGGAGAUACCACACGUCGUCAAUGACUUCCGGGUUGCCGCCAGAAACGCCAUCAAAGCAGGCUUUGAUGGAGUGGAGAUCCACGCGGCAAACGGGUACCUGUUCGAUCAGUUCAUGAAGGACAGCACCAAUGACCGAGACGACUCCUACGGGGGCAGCUUGGAGAACCGGUGCCGUUUCACAGCCGAGGUGAUGGCAGCCGUCGCGGACGAGGUCGGUGCCAACCGCCUCGGUGUGCGCCUCUCUCCGUUCGCGGAUUAUAUGGACUGCCACGACUCCAACCCAGAGGCGCUCGCGCUUCAUGUCAUCGACGAGACGCUGAACCCGCUCGGCGUGCUUUACUGCCACAUGGUAGAGCCAAGGAUGCGGGUGAACCCAGACGACGGUAUUAUGACUCUCGAGCACAUGCUGCUACCGUUCAGGAGGGCGUUUCGCGGGACGUUCAUUGCUAAUGGAGGCUACGACCGUGAGGAAGGCAAUGACGCCAUUGCCCGUGGCCGUGGCUAUGCAGAUCUCAUCGCAUACGGCCGGAUAUUCCUUGCCAACCCGGACCUUCCGAUGCGUUUUGCCAAGAAUGCCCCGCUGAACAAGUAUGAUAGGAGCACCUUCUAUACCUCUGAUCCGGUGGUUGGGUACACAGAUUAUCCAUUUCUCGAUCAACUCUAGGAUGAUUGGCUUAUAAACAAUUUCCCCACCUGGAGUACUAUCUUGACCUUAAAAUAAAAUGAGUGUCACUAUAA